This is a messenger RNA of Gambusia affinis (western mosquitofish), 2203 nucleotides long. It is a transcript of the gene nus1, whose product is annotated as NUS1 dehydrodolichyl diphosphate synthase subunit. Gene Ontology annotation, cellular component: endoplasmic reticulum membrane; dehydrodolichyl diphosphate synthase complex. Lineage: Eukaryota; Metazoa; Chordata; Actinopteri; Cyprinodontiformes; Poeciliidae. The transcript has 5 exons. Gene Ontology annotation, molecular function: ditrans,polycis-polyprenyl diphosphate synthase [(2E,6E)-farnesyl diphosphate specific] activity. The coding region runs from base 415 to 1284 and encodes 289 amino acids. The record is from RefSeq and is a predicted model, not a curated record.
CACAUAGAAAUAAACAGUUCAGAUUAUAGCGAAUUAAUACAUUUCAUUUAAGUUAUUAAAUAAUAGAAUGGAAAAACAAUUUAUUGAUAAUGAUUGCAAUGAUUAAUACAAGAAUCUGCGAUGCAACGCCUGUUUUCACAGGCUAGUUUUUAUUUCAGUUAUAAUCGCUUUAAGCUAUAGUGAUAACACAGCAAGGCUGGAAAACAACAUAGUAAAACCGAGAGGAUUGUUGUUGAAGAAUUUCGGUGGAUCACUUUUUAAAACCGUUUAGAUUUUGGAGAAGAUUUAAUCCUGACGCCGGGUGGCGGUAAUACACUUUAAAGCUGUGUGAUACCUAUUUUCAAAUACAGAAGAAGAAGAAACUGAUGAAACCUCUGUAGGGACACAUUCUCCUUUCCGUUUACAAAGCCAGCAAUGGCGUUGCUUUACGGCCUUAUUUGGCGCCUUCUUUUAGCUUUAGUCCGCAUCAAAAGAGCGACAGUUUCUUGGCUCCGAGUCCGUCUUCGAACAUGGAAAGGCCGUUUCUGGCAGCGGACAAUGGCUGCGCUGCUACUGCCGGUUCCUGCGUCUGAGUUCAAGCAGAAGGCCGGUGCUAACCAGAGUUCUGACGGUGACGGUGACGGUGAUGGCAAAGGCGCUGGAAGCCGACGGUCACGUUGGUUAUCUGACGGGAUUUCGCUGGAGAAACUACCGGUCCACAUCGGCCUUGUAGUGGCUGAGGAGGAGCUCAGCUACACGGACAUUGCCAACAUGGUGGUCUGGUGUAUGGCAGUCGGUGUUUCCUACGUCAGCGUCUACGAUCAUCACGGUAUUUUCCAGAAGAACAACUCUUGGCUUCAGGAGGAGAUAGUAAGGCAACAGCACAACCUGUUGGGUGGAGAUGACUCUACAUUCAAUAUGGAGUUACUGAAAAAUGGCACAGACAAACCCCAACACUUUGUUGUGUCCUGUAGACCCAUCGUGAAGGUGCUGUCUCCAGAGGAUGGAAAGCACAGUAUUGUCCAGGCAGCAAGAAAACUUUGUCACUCUGUGGAGAAGAAGGAAUGGAGCUCUAAAGACAUCAGCGUCUCCAUGUUGGACGUACUUCUCAGAGAAUCCAAAAAUAUCCCAGACCCUGAGUUGGUGGUGAAGUUUGGUCCUGUGAACAGCACACUGGGUUUCCUCCCUUGGCACAUCAGACUCACAGAGUUUGUCUCCCUGCCCUCCCACAAAAACGUUUCGUAUGAAGACCUGUUUGGCUCCCUGCAGCAUUAUAGUGCCUGUCACCAGCGGCUCGGACAAUGACCUGCAGAUUGUUCUGCUCUUCAGAGAUCAGGAUCAGGUCUAACAUGUUUGUUCAGAGGCUGGAUUGGAGGUGACAUCCUUCCUGUGUACCAUGACCACACCCAUCCUUUUCUUCUGGACUGAAAACUUUCAGGAUGGCUAAAAGAUGAAGGAAUCAGGAAUGAUGAGCAGCUUGUCUUCUGCCACUACUUUGUGUUUCAUGAUGAAAUCACUUUCCAGUAUACUGCAAAUCAGUGGAACAAGGCUAAACAGAGAUGAACACUGACCUAUGAGGACUAUCUCCACUGACUGUUUUGCAAUAUCGACUCUGUCUCCCCAACCUCGGUGGGUUCUGUGGAUAUUAUUUCCACAGAAAAGAAAUGGAUACAGAAAAAACUGUUAGAUUAAUUGUCAGUUGGAAUCUUGUUAAAUCUGUUAGAUGGAUUUUCAAUACUGACAAUAAAUGGACAAAAGGUCCAUUUAUUAUGAGUGAGAAAUAUCAGUAGUCUGUUGGUCUAUUUGUUCUGUUAUCCAAUUCAAAAUUGUCACCUUACAUUCGUGAUUUAGAAACUGACAAAUGCUUCAGUUUGCCUGAAAUAAAAAAAGGCACAGUCACUUUGGUGACUGACCCAGAAGAAAUUAAACUUUCUUCUUUGAAAGGGUAAGUUCUUGCUCCAUUUUCAACAUUCUGUUUGCAUCUCAAGUAUGUACUUGAGAGAUUUUACAGAUCUUCACCUGCAAAUAUCUAACAUGUGUUAGAUAUUUGCAGGUGAAGAUCUGUAAAAUAAGAUGUAAACAAUGUGUAAAGCACGUGUUUUUGGGCCCUGAUAUUUGUGUCCCAGUGGAUCCCCUGAUAUUUGCUAGAGUCGGGACCAUAACCAACUGAGGGCACCCUCUAAAAACACUUAGUCUGUCCAAUAGUACACACACUGAAUAUACA